AUGGGGGAGGGGAUGGGCAGAGACGGAGAGAAGGGGAGAGAGGAGGUGGAGGUGGAGAGAGGGAGGAGGGGAAGGGGAGAGGAGGAGGCGGGAUUGAGGGUUGCUGGUGGGGAGUGUGUGGGUGAGGGUGGGGCGAGAGAUGGGGAUGGGGAGGAGGAAGGAGAGUCAGCACGUAGGGAAGGGAAGGGUGAGAGAGAGGGCGAUUGGGGAGGAGGAUUUGGGAGGGCUAUGGCGGGUGGGGAACUUUUAAGGAGUGCCAUUGCUGGUGGCAGUGGGAGAGAGAAGGGGGAGAGAGGAGGUGUUGGGGAAGGAGGACAGGGGGAAGGAGGAGGAGGUGGUGGGGGAGGAAGAAGGGAAGGUGAAGGGGAAGAAGGAGGGGAAGGAGGAGGGGACGGGGAAGGAGGUGGGGGCAGGGAAGCAAGUCGUGUGGAAAGAAGGGGUGAAGGUGGAUGGAGGAAAAGGGAACUAGAAGGCAGAUUAAGCCAUGUGCUCUUAGGCUCUGGGGGCGUUGGUAGGCGUGACGCUGGGGGGGCAAGUGGAAGGGCGGAGGGGGGCACGGGAGGAGCAAUGGAAAGGGAGAGUGCAGGGGAGAAGAGAGACGAAGGCAGGAGUCAGGUGGAGAAGGGUGCAGAUGGGAUUGUGUUUCAGGGGUGGGGUUCGGGGGAUGUAGAUGGGGAGAGGUGUAAUGCGGUGGGAGGGGAGGGGGUUGCGGUGGUGGGGGGAAGGGAUGAGAGAGAUGGUGGGCCGUGGGAGGUGAUGGUAGUGGAAGGGGGAGGCGGCGGAGGAGGAGGAGGAGAGCAGCAGACACACAGUGGUAGUGGGGAGGCAAGGGAGGAGAGAGAGGUAUGCACGGGAUUGGAGGCGAAAGGGAAAGAAGGAUGGGGGAGGGCGGAGGCGGUAGAGGAGUGUAUGGAGAAAGGAAGCCAACGGGAGGCAGUGGCAGCAGGUGGAGAGGCAAGAAGGGACGUGCGAGAGGUGGCAUGCAAUGGGGAUGUUGCACGAGGGAGGGCAGAUUCUGCUGAUUCUGGCUUAGCAGAUCGUUCUCACAAGGGUGAUUUGAAAGACGGUGGGAGUAAGGAAGGAAUGGAGGCAGGUGGCGGGGAGGAGGAGGAGGAGACUGGUUUUGGGGAAGCAGCGGCGAGAGAUGCAGCGGAAGCAGACGCGCAGAGGGGAGAAGCAGGAAGGGAGGAGGGUGAGGGGGAAAGGGAAGGGAGCGGGAAUGAGAGGGGAGAUGGCAGGGGAGCGAGUGGGGGAGGGAUUGGGGAGUCAAAAGAGGAGGUGCAAGGUGUAGGAAAGGUUCAAGCAAUGCAAGAAGUGCAAGAUUUACGGUCAGUGGCAGCAGCAACAACAACAGCAACAGCAGGGCUUGCAGAGGGUCUGUGCUCGCUACUUCCAGAGCAGAAUGCGAAGGAGGGGGCAGUGGGGCGGGUGCAGUACAGGCGGAGGAAGGGCGGUUCUGGGUCCACACCACUCAAGAAGAGAGGCCCUGUGUCUCUUGCUGGUAUUCUUGUGUGCGAAUUGGAUGCUGCGGGUGGUGAUGGUGGUGCUGCUGCUGCUGGUGCUGGUGCUGGUGCUGGUGCUGGUGCUGGUGCUGGUGCUGGUGCUGGUGCUGGUGCUGGUGCUGGUGCUGGUGAUGGUGAUGGUGAUGGUGGGUUGCGGAUCGGUUCUGAUGGCCUUUCACGCUUUGCUGCUUCGGAAACAGCAGCCACGACAGCAACAGGCUCGGCAGCAGUCACUGCAGCAGAAGGUCGUUCCCCCCCUGUUCCAUCCCCCCCUCGCACGCUACUCGAUCAACAUGAGAGGGAAUGCGUGGAGGUGACUGGCAGGGCGGGGGAAGGGGGUGAUGGGGGUGUGGGAGCAGGGGAGGAGGGGGUGGUGGAGCAGCAGCAGCAGCAGCAGCAGCAGCAGCAGCGGAGACCAGGCUUGAGGAUUCACGCUGAAAAGAGCCAACAGGAUGGGAAGGAGGAAGAGGAGAAGACGAAGAGGGAGGAGACAGGGGAUGGGUUAGAAGGGAGGGUUGUGGAGCGGAGAGAGGAGGGAAGGGAAGCAGAGGCGUGCAUAGGGCCACUGCAGGAGGCGUGGGGGGAGAGGGCGGAAAGUGGUGGGUGGGAGGGCGGGGUGGGGGCAGUGGUGGAGAAGUCAGCAGUAGGGAGGGCAGCGGUGGGAGGGGCAGUGUUGCGAGGAGCUGAUAGGCAGGAGGAUGUGCAAGGAGCUGAAGGGCCGUCCAGCCCACGCAAGAGACUCAAACGCUCGGGCUCCUCUGUAAAGAAAGCCCCAAUCGAGGAGCAGCGUGCAGUGGUGCAGGCAUGGCGUGGCAUGUGCGCGCAUCCCCUUGCUGCCACCUUCUCUUGCCCGCCUCACUCGAAAGAGCACCCAGACUACACAUCCAUAGUGCGGCAGCACAUAGACCUGAGAAUGAUCGGCAGGCGGGCUUUAAGCGGCGAGUACCCCUCCCGCCAUGCCUUCUUCCGGGACGUGGUGCAGCUGCUGGCGAAUGCCUUUGUGGCCUUCCCCCAUGACUCACACCACUUCACUGCUGCACUCUCAUUCCGAGCCCACCUCUGCCAGGUGAUUGGGGUUGCUGGGUGUGUAGGGGGGAUGGUUGGGCGUGUGGGGGGAAUAGAUGGGUGUGUGAGGUCGGUUGGGUGUGUGUGUGGGGUAGACGGACUGGCUGUGUGGGAGGCUGACCGUGGAGCAGCGGGCAUGCACGCGUCCUGUAGCCACAGCAGCCGCGAAAGCUUCCCCUCAGGGGCAAGGGCAGGCACAGGGAGGGUGGGGAGAGGGGUGGCGCGGGGGAGGGGGGGCGGGGGUGAUGGGGAGGAGGGGUGGGAAGAGGGGGAGGAGGGAGAGGAGGGAGAGGAGGAGGGGGAGGGGGCAGGAGCAGGGGAGGUUGGGAAGGUUGUGGAUGAAGAGGGAGGAGAGGGAGGAGAGGGAGGAGAGGGAGGAGAGGGAGGGGAAGGAGGGGAAGGAGGAGAGGGAGGGGAUAAGGGUGUUGGGAGGAAGGUGAAGGAAGGUGAAGAGGGAGAGAGGAGAGGGAAGGAAGGCAGUGAGGAGGGAAGAGGGAUGUGCAGUGGAGGGAAAACUUGGAGUGGGGCAGGAGAAGGCACAGGGAAGGCAGGAGCACAGGGGAGUGAAGGAAGAGAAACGAGUAGGAGUGGGGAACAAGGAGGGCCAAGGGAGGGGGAGGGAGAAGGGGAGAGGAGAAGGGAGAAGGGAGAGGGGGAGCGGGGGGGAGAAUAG
Closterium sp. Yama58-4 is the source of this 3240-nucleotide messenger RNA. Lineage: Eukaryota; Viridiplantae; Streptophyta; Zygnematophyceae; Desmidiales; Closteriaceae. The record is from the annotation of a GenBank genome assembly.